Messenger RNA from Candoia aspera, 1257 nucleotides. RefSeq names its product cathepsin D-like. The record is from RefSeq and is a predicted model, not a curated record. The coding region runs from base 1 to 1257 and encodes 418 amino acids. NCBI's taxonomy places the organism in Eukaryota, Metazoa, Chordata, Lepidosauria, Squamata, Candoiidae. Gene Ontology annotation, biological process: proteolysis. Gene Ontology annotation, cellular component: lysosome. Gene Ontology annotation, molecular function: aspartic-type endopeptidase activity. The transcript has 9 exons.
AUGGCUAAUAUUCUCCUACGUGGGAUCCCUCUGCAGAAAUUCCCAUCUGUCCGAAACCGGUUUGGCCAGUCAGGUCUUCCCAUUGCUGAAGUGUUAAGGCGAGGUGGCUUAAGGACUGGAAAGCCACCUGCUAUGGCUACUGUCACUCGCCAGCGUCUCCACAACUACAUGGAUGCACAGUACUAUGGGGAAAUCUGUCUUGGAACCCCCCAACAAUGCUUCAAUGUUGUCUUUGAUACUGGCUCUUCCAAUCUGUGGGUGCCUUCCUCCAAAUGUUGCCUGCUACAUUUGGCAUGCUGGGUACACCGUCAUUACUGGUCGCUCUUUUCCUGCACCCACAAGGAUGAUAAAAGCAAAUUUGCAAUUCAUUAUGGAAGUGGUAGCCUUAAAGGAUUCUUAAGCCGGGAUGUUCUCAGGAUUGGCAACAUCACUAUUCAGAACCAAACCUUUGCUGAGGCUACAGAUUUGCCAGGUUUGGUUUUUGUGGCUGCAAAAUUUGAUGGUAUCUUGGGACUGGGUUAUCCCUCCAUCUCAGUAAACAACAUCACCCCACCCUUUGACAACAUGAUGAAGAAGAAGCUCCUGGAAAACAAUGUCUUCUCAUUCCAUCUUUGCAACACCAACAGCAGCUCACAAAACAAUGGUGGUGAGGUGGUUUUCGGAGGCAUCAACCACAAUGCCUAUGUCGGAAAGCUCCACUAUAUUCCAGUGUCACGCAAAGCCUACUGGCAGAUCAAGAUGGACAAGAUAACCGCAGAGAGACAACCCAGGGAGAAUGGACGCUGGCCGUGGAGCCUGUUCGACAAAAGCAAUUCAUCUACCUUCUGCGAGGACGGCUGCCAAGGCAUUGUGGACACCGGCACGUCCCUCAUUACGGGGCCAGGAACAGACAUAGAGGCUCUCCACAAAGCUAUUGGUGCUCAGCAUGCUUUUGGUGGACAGUAUUUAAUAGACUGCAAGAAAUUACCCGAGAUGCCCAGUGUCACCUUCCAUCUUAAUGGCAGACCCUACACCCUGACACCCGAAGAAUACACUCUUCAGGUGAGGCAGGGAGGGGUGAGUACUUGUGUCAGUGGAUUCAUGACCCUCAACAUCCCAAAGCCUGUUGGACCACUCUGGAUCCUGGGAGAUGUUUUCCUCCGGCGAUAUUACUCAGUCUUUGACAGAGAUCAUGACCAAGUUGGCUUAGCUGUUUCUAAACAAACUAUAUGUGGUGCUGGUUCUGAUGCAAAGACAAACAACAUGGCUGCAGCAUGA